Molecule: messenger RNA, 6364 nt
Organism: Alosa alosa (allis shad)
Lineage: Eukaryota; Metazoa; Chordata; Actinopteri; Clupeiformes; Clupeidae
Gene: kcnq5a
Product: potassium voltage-gated channel, KQT-like subfamily, member 5a
Exons: 17
Coding region: 837-3959 (1040 amino acids)
Biological process (GO): potassium ion transport; transmembrane transport
Cellular component (GO): membrane
Molecular function (GO): voltage-gated potassium channel activity
Source: RefSeq, a predicted model, not a curated record
GAAGCCUCAAAAUAAAAGGAAUAGCCUACGAUCAGAAUUAAGAAGUAUCGUUUUGUAGGCUUCUUUUAAUUAUUUCCAUGAAUAUUUCUGGUGUGGGCUACUUGUGGGCUACUGCCUGUCGAGUAUGUGCCUACAGAUCAUCAGCAAAAUGAAAAAAGUUUCUCCACACCCUGGUCUUACUCUGGUUUCAGAGGAACCCAAACGGGCAACCUCAAAACACUGACCUGGCUUUGCCAUUGGAUUCAGCGGCUGUGGUCGGGGCGGGUGAUCUGGAGCGCAGAGACAUUAUAAUCACCAAUUACGCACAACGGACAGCCGGUACAGCUAGUGCCUAACUUGUGGGAUGUACACAUCUGAAGUAACACAUUUUUUGGAGCUUGCAGCGGCGCGAUUCACGCUUGUUUUGACACAUUUCAGUUAAGAGAAAGAGAGAGCAAGAGGGCGGGAAAAGAAGAGACUUACGUUAAUGUGGGGUGAUGCCCUCCCCUUGCCAAAUGUCUACCCCCGAGAUGGUGACACACUCCUUCAUAACCCCAAUCUCGCAGCUCCACUAGCAGACUAACAGCCAUCGGAACUCUUUCAACCCUGCUCAUCAAAUGACCAUAUUUUAACGAAACAGCCAUUCGACACCGCGCAUGACUGAGAAUACUGAGCCUAUGACGAAAAGUAAAAUAUAGCAAAGUAUCAAAUCCUUUUUCAAAAUACCUUCUCAAGGCCGCACAGUGUUGGUUUGAACAGGAGUUUCCCCUUCCCACCCGCGCAUCUUGUAAAUCCCCCUUGUAUAUGUGCAUGGUCCUGGAACCCGGAGCGCAUUCCCAGCCCUUGCUGGUGAUGCUAUGCCCCGCAAUCACAGCGGAGAUGAGGGCGGCAGCACAGGGCUCUGGAUGAAGACAUCUCCUGGCCGUCGAGCUCAGGAAUACGGACUGAAAGAUGUGGAGUCCGGUCAGAGUACAAUGAACAACGCGGUGAGGACGGGCGACGGUCUGCUGUCGGCAGGAGGUGGCGGUUCCUCGCCGGGGGCGGCAGGUGCAGGAGGCACAGAGUGCCAGAGGAGGAAGCAGGGCGCCCGCCUGAGUCUCCUCGGGAAGCCGCUUACAUACAGCGCACAGAGCGGCCGUAGGAAUGCCCGCUACCGCAAGCUCCAGAACUACCUCUACAACGUCCUGGAGAGACCAAGAGCUUGGGCUUUCGUCUACCAUGCUUUUGUGUUCAUCCUGGUCUUUGGCUGCUUGAUUCUGUCGGUGUUGUCCACUAUUCCGAUGUAUCAGGACCUGUCCUCUCACUGCCUCCUCAUACUGGAGUAUGUGAUGAUCGUGGUGUUCGGCCUGGAGUACAUCAUGCGUGUCUGGUCUGCCGGGUGUUGCUGUCGCUACAGAGGAUGGCAGGGCCGACUGCGCUUUGCAAGGAAGCCAUUUUGUGUCAUAGAUGUCAUCGUCCUCAUUGCCUCUAUCGCUGUUUCAGCUGGUAGCAAAGGCAACAUCUUUGCGACAUCAUUGCGAAGCCUCCGAUUCUUGCAGAUCCUGCGCAUGGUGCGCAUGGACCGACGGGGUGGCACCUGGAAGCUGCUGGGAUCUGUAGUUUACGCACAUAGCAAGGAGCUGGUGACCGCCUGGUACAUGGGCUUCCUGGUGCUCAUCUUCUCCUCCUUCCUUGUCUAUCUGGUGGAGAAGGAGUUCAACAAGCAGUUUGCCACCUAUGCCGACGCACUCUGGUGGGGUACGAUCACCCUCACCACUAUUGGCUACGGGGACAAGACUCCCCAGACGUGGACGGGACGGCUACUCUCAGCUGGCUUCGCUUUGCUCGGCAUCUCGUUUUUCGCCCUCCCUGCGGGUAUCCUAGGUUCAGGCUUUGCUCUUAAGGUCCAGGAGCAGCACAGACAGAAGCAUUUUGAAAAACGAAGAAACCCAGCAGCCUGUCUCAUCCAGUGUGUUUGGCGUAGCUAUGCGGCUGAUGAGAACUCGGUUUCCAUUGCUACCUGGAAGCCUCAUUUGAAGGCUCUGCAUACCUGCAGCCCUGUAAAGAAAGACCAGGGAGAGACCACCACCAGCAGUCAAAAGCUGAGCUUUAAGGAGCGCGUUCGGAUGGCCAGUCCGCGUGGCCAGAGCAUCAAGAGCCGUCAGACGACGGUGAACGACCGGCGCUCACCGGGCACCGACGUGGGCGUGGAGGGCACCAGCCCGGCCAAGGUGCAGAAGAGCUGGAGCUUUAAUGACCGCACGCGCUUUCGGCCUUCACUCCGGCUCAAGAGCCAGUCACGCACCGUGCCUGAAGCAGACACCAACCCUGGAGCUGACGAGGCUGUGGAUGAGCGGGGCUGCCACUGUGACGUGACAGUAGAGGACCUGUCCGCCCCUCUGAAGAGUGUCAUCAGAGCUGUCAGAAUUAUGAAGUUCCAUGUAGCCAAGAAAAAGUUCAAGGAGACUCUGAGGCCUUACGAUGUGAAGGAUGUGAUUGAGCAGUACUCAGCCGGCCACUUGGAUAUGCUGUGUCGAAUCAAAAGCCUGCAGACCAGGCUGGACACAAUUGUAGGUCCUCCACAGUCCCUGGGCGGCAAAGCCAAGACCUUUUCCUCCCCCUCUCUGCACUUGUAUUACAGCCAGACCAGGAGGAAGCACUCUGCCCCCGGGCUCGCCUCAGGCUUGGGGCCCCAUCACAAUCUGAGCGCCAAAACCAGGAACCUUUCCUCCCCCUCCUUGCACUUGUAUUACAGCCAGGCCCGGAGGAAGCAGUCCGCCGUUGGGGUGGAUCAGAUUCUGGGCAAAGGGCAGAUACCAAUGGAUAGGAAAAUGAGAGAUAAGGUCCACCCAGAAGGUGACACACUCGAGGAUAUGAGUAUGCUUGGUCGAGUGUGCAAGGUGGAGAAACAGGUGCAGUCCAUUGAGUCCAAGCUGGACUCGUUGCUGGACAUCUACAGGCAUGCUCUGCAGAAAGGAUCCUCCUCUGGCCUCACGUUGGCCUCGCUGCCCUUGUUCGAGCUGGAGCAGACAUCCGACUACCCCAGCUCCGUCCAGAGCUCGGAGCACGCCUUCCCCACGCAAGCCGCCCAUGCAGGCCGCGGGGUGCUGCGCUCGCACAGCGCCAACCUGCCCCACGGCCUCCAGCUCAUCCUGGCACCGAGCGAACUGAGCCUGGGCGCCGGCCCGCCGGGCUACCCCACGUCGGCGUCCUCCUUCACGCCCUCGCCGUCGCCACUCUUCCACGGCCAGUCGCCCUCGUCCGCCGACAGCAGCUUGUACCCCGGCUCGCCGCCCCCGAUCCUCACGCCCGGCGCCCUCUCAGGCCCGCUGCAGUUCCCCAACCUGGCCAGGCCCGCGCCCACCAUGCCCGGCUGUCCCACCACCAUGUCCCCCACCACCACCGCCACCCUUCAGCUGCCUGCUGUGGUGGCCCCAGUUCCGGUUGCGGGGAGGCCGGUGGGGGUGAUCCCCGAGCUGGUGCCUGAGAGCGGGGUGGUUCAGGAGGGCUCCCCCAGCACGUGCCUGGCCACCGGGUCCACAGACGACAGCACAAACAGCAGUAGCGGUGCAGAGCACCCUGGGAACGCUGUACGGCUCCGGAGCCGUGCUCCGCGGAGCCCCAAGGAAGACGGCUCCUGGAGAAGACACCUGAGCCUGGACGUGGACCCUCUUCUGCUGCUGCGGCCCGCUGAGGACGCCGCCUCCACAGACCGCAAUCUGGGCAAGUCCCUGUCCGUGCAGAACCUCAUGCUGCCGUCGAGCACAGACAGCAACCCCCCAGGCACCCCCCUCACAGGUGGCAGUGUUGGCGGCGGUGGUGGUGGUGGGGGCAACAACAAUAACAACGAGCACCACAUAGGCCAAGAGGAGCCCCUGGCAAAAUGGGGCGAGACGGAACUGUUCAUCGGAGACAGCAGCGAAUUGAGCACGCCAACCCUGGGAACAUUCGACUUCCUCUCUCAGCAGAAUACGGACAUGAGCUUCGUCUCUGAGCACUGAGUCCAAGGAUUUUCGGACAGUGGUGAAUGGGAAAUCAGUGACCGAUAGCUCAGAUUCCCUUUAGUCUGCCCGAGGUCUGACUAAAUUGACUCCUCUUGGGCUGUGAUCGGCGCUAUGAUGUCAGGACUUGACAUCUGCUCUCCUCUGUUUUGUUUUCUGUUUCUCAUUUUCUGUUAGUUUCUUUCAGAUUUUUUAUUGUUGUUUUUUUUUUUUUGGUAUGAGGAGAGUUGUCUGAGAGUGUUAGCAGCGCUCAAUAUUCUCAGUCUGUGUGGACUGAACUGACAAGGUUCCCCAUUGUUUUUUUGCUAAUGAAUACAUAUCACUGCAUGGAUUAUUUCUUUAACAAAUGAACGGAAAGGUAUAUGGAAGAACCUGUGAGUGAUUGUGCUAUCAGAUGACAAGGAGCAAAAUAGAGGGGGACAAAUGUAAGGCAACUGUAAGAGGUCUUAUCACAGGCGUGCAUGAGCACUGCAUGUUUCUAGGGAAAAAUGCAAUGGUGCAUUAGGCUGAAAGUAUUUAUGCACUCUUUUAAAAGCCCCCUGUAUUAGCAACAAAUUGGCAUCAUGUAUCAUUGUUGAGCACUCCAAAACUUAAUUUAGCUGUCAUGCAUGUUUUAGAUUAAAUGAUAGCAUUCAGAACAAAAUAGGCAGACCCAGUUUAUGUAUGUUAUUAGCUAUUGUUGGUUUUUGGUAUGACAAUAUGGACACUCCCAUAUAUACACACAAUUAAACACUUAAAACCAUGAUAAUAACAUGCAGUAUAAAACACACUAUAUCCAACCUAACAUUCAAGUUCAAUUUCUCAUCAGUCUCAUCAGCUAUUUUCUGAUUAAAAAGGAGAAAAACGUUUAACAACUUACAACAAGUAGAUGACAACUGGCAGGGACAUGGCCAACUAAGGUCAAGUUGUUGAGGAGAGGAGGAUUAUUUCCCUCUAUAGAUAAAGAUAGAUAAACCGUCUUUGGUUUGGGUGGAGAGAACCUUUUUGGAGUCUUCAACACGUUGGCAAGGGUUGAACACCCACCCAAAUAUGACUAUGCCUCUUGAAUGGUUGUUUGUUACUGAUUGCAAGACUCAUCGCACACAUGUCCAUACUGAGAUACAAACCUCUGUCAACAGUUUCCUUAUGGUGCUCGUGCAGAAUGUUAUAUCAAAUAUUAAUGUGGUACUAUGGUACUCAUCUAAUGUUAUUUUCACUCUUGAGAACUCACUGUUUGUAAUUGACAACCUAAAGAAUAUUUGAAUGUGAAUGUUUGUCAUUUUCAUCUGUCUUUUUGGACUGAGGCAUUGUCAAUUGUACAUCAGAGAGAAGAAUUGAUUUUGAAACAAAUGUCAAAAGUCAUCUUAUUGUGUUAUUUAUUGAACCUUUUUACAUCUGGGACAAGACAAGAACACAUCAGUCUUAAACCUCUGACACCUGUUAAAGAGAUUGAAAAUCAUCAAGGUGACUUCCAUUCUUUAUAGUUUUCUGUGUAAUGCAUUUGAAUGGUACAAAAGUGCUUUAGCUAAGAUGGCUAGCAUUAUACCCACAGAAUGUAAUGUGUACAUCGUUAAUUUAAUAUUUUGUUGAUAUGUAUAUGUGACUUGCAAAUCUUGCAUAGAUGUAUUGACAUACCACACAUGCUUGAGUCAAAGUCUCUAAACGGAUCAGUCAGUGCAUUUGUUGGCACGGCUUAGUAUAUACAGUAGAAGCACAAAUGUCCAAAGGUGAAGACGAAACCUGAAAAUGUGAUUGCAAACGUUUUGCAAGGUCACACCACAUUGAAUUGUAUUUAAAAAAAUAUAAUGGCAAUUGUUCCAAAAUGUGUUGCUCUGCUGACGAGGGGAAGCACCGAAGGAAAAUCUCCUAUUAUCAGCAAAUUCCCUUGUAGAAUUAAACUUGGGUUGUCCGUAGUGGACACUUAGAAGGGUUUAUUUACGUCAAGCCUAUCCGUAGGGUUGAGGCUGUAAAAGAACAUUUAAAAACUAAUACACCUAUUUUACACUGAUUUUAAUAUCUUUUGUUUAACUGUUCUGAUAUAAAUUCUUUACUGUGCCUUUAUGCAUUUUAUUAUGAUUACAUAUGAUUAUUUCUUUUUCUUCCAUAGUUGCAUACCUACUAAAACAAAUGGAGAUAGUCUAGAGGUUCUGAAAAGUAGAUGCCCUCAAGGUGCAUACUUUUAUCUGGCUGGCUGCAAACCUGGUACAUGUUUAUCAUUUAAAUCAGAAUUUAUUUUAUUUUUAUCACUAAUAAUGUAAUUUAUCACACAAACUGGCCUUAAAUUACAAGCUUGAUAAUGUUAACGUUCUAUGUCAUGCAGAUUAAUUUAUUACAACAAAACAUGUGCACAUAACAGAGGAGACAAACACUCUGUGACUGAAAAAAAAAAUGCAAAAUGAAAAAUUCAAUAAAGAAACUUAAAACAA